AUGACGGCGAUUGUGAACCCUCUGGAUACACUGUCCAAGGACACCCGACCUUGGUACAAGGUCGGGCAUCUCAUUAAAUUGAACUACAUUGUUCUGUCUCUUGUAAUGUUCUCAUCUUCUAAUGGAUAUGACGGCUCCAUCAUGGGUUCAUUGCUGGCUCUUACACGGUGGAAUGAGUUCAUGGGCAACCCCAGCGGAGCCUACUUGGGAUGGAUUGCUUCCAUCUACUGGCUUGGUACCGGCCUCGCGUUCCCCUGUGCCGCCUGGGUGAGCAACCGCUACGGACGUAAGCCUGGCAUCUUUCUGGGCUACGCAUUUCUUAUUCUGGGCGUGGGCAUGCAAGGCGCGGCCCAGAAUGAGGUCACCUUUACUUAUGCCCGACUGUUCUUUGGUUUUGCAUCGGCAUGGCUGGGCAACGGCCCUCCCCUCCUGAUCAACGAAAUCGCUUACCCUACCCACCGCUCUGUGGCUUCCAGUUUCUUCAUGUGCGGUUUCUAUGUCGGCGGCACUCUCUGCGCCUGGGUCACUUUCGGCUGCCGCAACAUUGCCUCUGACUGGUGCUGGCGUAUUCCUGCCAUCAUGCAGGUUGUCCUGCCGUUCCUCGCCCUUCCCGGUUUCCUCAUGUGCCCCGAGAGCCCUCGUUGGCUCAUCAGCGUCGGCCGAAAUGAAGAGGCUGCUGAGAUUCUGGCCAAGUACCAUGCUGGAGGUGACCGGAACAGCGAUCUUGUCGUGUAUCAGAUGCGCGAGAUCGCAGCCACCAUUAACGCUGAGAAGGAAGCCGCCAACAGUGCAUCCUAUGCCGACAUGACCAAGACCCCUGGAAACCGCCACCGUCUCUUCAUUUCUGUUACCCUCGGUAUCUUUGGACAGUGGGCUGGAAAUGGAAUUAUCACAUAUUACCUUCCCAACAUUCUGAACUCAAUUGGCGUCAGGACUGUCACUGAGCAGACCUUGAUCUCUGCUUGUCUGAAUGUCUGGAACCUAAUCUGGGCUGUUGCUGCUGCAUGCAGUGUUGACAAACUUGGCCGACGUGUCCUGUUCCUCUCUUCCGCGAGCAUCAUGCUCGUGAGCAUGGUUAUUGUGACAGGUCUGAGUGCAACAUUCGCUCGCAAUGAGUCACCAAGCGUUGGCCUUGCUGUCAUCCCCUUCUUGUUUACAUUCUACCUGGGCUACGAUAUUGCCCUAACUCCAUUCAUGACUGCCUACCCUUGCGAGAUCUGGCAGUUCACCCUUCGAUCCCACGGUGUUACCGUCACCUGGGUCUCGACGAUUGCCGCCAUCUUCUUCAACACAUUUGUCAAUCCCAUCGCGCUCGACAGUAUCCAGUGGAAGUACUACCUCGUUUUCAUCGUUGUGCUUGUCGUCAUGUUCGUCACCGUGUACUUCUGUUACCCUGAAACUCGCGGGUACAGUCUAGAGCAGAUGGCUGUCAUCUUCGACGGCGACGACAUGGCAGCUGUGGCAAUCGCGAGCGAGAAAAUGGGUGCCAUUGUUGAGCAUGAUGAUAACGCUGAAAGGGACGGUGGUGAGAAGGCUUAA
This is a messenger RNA of Clonostachys solani, 1539 nucleotides long. NCBI's taxonomy places the organism in Eukaryota, Fungi, Ascomycota, Sordariomycetes, Hypocreales, Bionectriaceae. The record is from the annotation of a GenBank genome assembly.